This is a messenger RNA of Mirounga angustirostris (Northern elephant seal), 12368 nucleotides long. Its product is annotated as NHS-like protein 2. Bases 3522 to 6638 code for a protein of 1038 amino acids. The record is from RefSeq and is a predicted model, not a curated record. NCBI's taxonomy places the organism in Eukaryota, Metazoa, Chordata, Mammalia, Carnivora, Phocidae. Gene Ontology annotation, biological process: cell differentiation. The transcript has 7 exons.
GCUCGUCCCUCCUCCGGCCUUAGUCUGGAAACUCUGUUAACUUGGCCAGGAGGUUACGGAGCCCAGGGCUUUCCCCAGCAGCCUUGUCCUCUCACCUUGUCCCUCCUCCAGCUCCCAAGCACGCGAUCUGGAGGACUGCUGGGCAAGUUGCUGGAAUGACUAGCUGCAGCUAACUCGGGUCGGGAAAACGCGACAGCGACUGCCCACUCGAGGUCGUCAUGGCGACAGCCAGUGAACGUGUUCCUCUCCUCGGGCAGGCCCCCGAGUGUAGAGGAGCUGCUUCGAGAGGCGCAGCUCAAUCUCCAGAGCCUGUUGCAAGGUACUGAGAGGGAGGGGGGCUGCGGCCGGAGCCCACAGGCGAGAUGCGCAGCGGCUGGAGGGAGGCGCAGAAGAAAGAGGACAGGGACCAGCGAGAGAAAAAAAAGAGAGAGAGAACGGUUGAAACCCCACUGAAAAACAAAAAAACACACAGUUUCCCAUCUUUUUACCUUCCAGACUAAAGGAUUCGAGAGGGUUCCGUUUCUCCUGGCUGUUUACUCGCCACCCCUCCCUUCCACCCCGCCCCUUUAUUUUUCAGUUCAGGAGGCCGCGGGGGGGGGGAGGGGGGGAGGACGGAGGCAGAAGCAGGGCAAUGGUCAAGCCAUUUAUAAAGGGAGCUGGGUGAGAGACUCCCACAGGGUGGGCUCACAGACCUUUUAGACCCUCUCUUGCCACGUCACCCGUGCCUUUGGAAUCCUCACACCCAAGGACAAUGGAGGCAUCUGCAGGGUCUCCCCCUCCGGGCUUCACCCACUCUGCUCUUGCCACAACCUGUCCGUGUGUCUCCUGGGGAGCACCUGCCUCAUCAGAGUAAGCCCGACAGGGACGCCUGAGUGGCUCUGUCGGUUGAGCUUGAGCGUCCAACUCUCUAUCUCAGCUCAGGUCUUGAUCUCAGGAUUGUGGGUUCGGUCCCUGCAUUGGGCUCCAUGGUGGGCGUGGAGCCUACUUUAAAAACAAACAACAAAAAACAAAAAGGAAGCCCAGUACCCAGCACCCAGAGCUCUCCUCAUCCCCAAUUCCCAGCCCAUUGUCUUUGGAGUAUACAGAUGAGCACGCUGUACACAAAGCUGGGUCCACACGACCCGGACACACAGCCCAGUCGUGGUGCCUGAGCAGUCAGACUGUGCAUGCACCAGGCAGAGUGAGAAAACCCAGACUCUGAAAUCAGACAGAGCUAGAAUCUCAUUCCCACCCCUCACCUAACUAGCUGUGGGAUGUUAUGCAGAGUACCCAAAGCUUCAGAUGAAUCAGUCAUCUUUAAAGUGAGAUUCCAGUUCCCCACGCGGCACAGUUUUGUGAGAAUCAAAAAUGGUAUGUAACCUGCUCAGCAAGAGUAUCUUGCAGCUGGAGAGACCCCGAUAAGAUGCACCGUCAACUCCCGGUACGUGUCCUUUGGAACACAGGCUUAGCUGGGCACAAUAUUAAAGUUAACACAAAGGAGAAAACAGUGCGGUCGCUGAUAGGCCCUUACAAGACAAAAACCAGACACCUUGACCAGAGGGAUUUAGCCUACGUAAGUGGCAAAGAGAUUAAAACUCAGUGCUAUGAGAGAGACAACUGGGGUGUCACAGUAUCUGGACGGAGGUUAUAAGGGACGUGCAUAUGUCAAAAUUCACUGAGCUGUGCACUGCAGGUUUGUACACCCUGCUGUAGGUAAGUUAUAUCUCCAUGAAGUAAUUAAUACAAAUAAAAUCUCAGUGGUAGUCGCAAGCUCCGUACCUACUCCAGGCACUCGCUGUCCCACUGAGGCCUCUCUUCCAGGCCCAGAAGCCCUUCCUCAAUGUCUUCCAACCUCCAAACCGUACACUUUCUUCACAGUCCUCUUCUUGCCUCAUUCAAAACCCUUUAACACUAGUUCUACACUUUGCUCAUUCCCUUCGUGAGCACUCCCGCGAGCCACCUUGGGCCAUCCAGCUCCAGAGGACUUGUAUCGUUCUGAAGUACUUUUUCUUUCAUUUGUUCAUUCAUUUACUCAUUCACCUACUAGUCCCGGGCUUAUCACUUGUCUGCCUAACCAGACCGAACUUCUCGACAGAAAGAAUCACAUCUCUUAGUACCCUUGUGUUUCCAGAAGCAGCCGGCACAGAGCUGGAUCCCCAAGAGGUGCUCCGUAGGCAUUUGUUGAGUGAACGUUAAGUGUGAGAAGAAGUCUUGUCAGCUCUCGUUUAUCCAUACCAACGAAGGUUAACUCUUAUGGAGAGUAGAAAAUGGUAGCUGGGCCACCCAACUGGACUCCAGCCAAAACCCUCGCCUCCCUUGCCAGGGCAGUGGUGGUGACCUUAGAGAAGCAAGAUUCCAAGGGACACCAUGAGCCUUGCGUUCAGAUAAGAGAGGAGCUGCCAAGCAGAAAAGGAGUCAGUGUGCUCUGUGUUGCCACCAUGGGCAGAUUUAGGACCGGUGGGUGAAGGAAAUCUAGAGGGAGGCGGAUUUCACCUCAGGAUAAGGAAGAGCUUUCCUGCCAUGCCUGGCAGCCCCAACUGUCCUUGGAUGGAAUGAGCUGCCUUGGGAGGACGGCAGCUCCCCUUCUCUGCAGGUCUGUGUGGAGGCUGAAGAAGCAUCUAGAAGGGCUGCUGAGGAGGAACUCUGAGCCCAGAAGGGGGUGUUGGACCAGAGAACUUUUGAGGCCCCCCGGACUCCCAAGUCUCUAUGAGUCUUAAAGUCCUUGUCCAGGUGUGCAGAGAGCCCCACCCCUGUUGGUCCUUUGCUCUCUCCUGUUCCUCAUCUACUCAUCGAACCCAUCACUUCAGUGAAGUCCAUUCAAAUCUUGUGCAUCCCUCCUAUUCGCUGACAAUGCCCUUCCACUUCUCCUUCCUUCUCGGCCACUACCUCUGCCUUCCCUCUCCCUCACCUUAGCCCCCCUGGACCUGACACAACCCACAGUGGGACUAAGGUGCAGGGAACCAGGCCCUCGGAGGCUCAGAUGAGAGUUCUUGAGAUCCAGGGGAGCCCUCCACAUUGGACUUCCCAGUGCAAAUUUCUUCCUGCUUCACACAGGUCCUUUCCCUGGUAGGCUUGCAGAAAACCUGAGGAGCUGCAGGGCUUCAGAGAAGGGUGUCUGCAGCCUGAGGCUCUCCUCUAAGUUGAGCCCCUAAGGUGGGGGCCGGCAAGACAUGGGCUUGGUCUGCGAACCGGCGCAACUCGACUCUACCGACUCUCUUUUCUCCUCGGCCUUCGCAGUCCUGGGAAGUAGGCAUUUUUCCGUUUCCGAAGCCAGAGGCUCGGACGCUGGGCCAAACCGUAAAGAAACAAGGCAAGUCAGGCCUGGCAGCUAAAGCAGGAGCCCCAGCUUGCGGUCCUCUCCCAGCCCGGUGCUUGGCCGUGGCCCCUAGAGUGUGUAUCCACUGUGCUGUUUUUCAGAAGAAUAUGAGGAACGGUACCCGGAGGCCAGACUUCUGGGGCAGACCUUCCGCUCUGCUGAUGAGGCCCCUGAGCCCACUCCUAGCCCAAGGCCCCAGGCUGGCAGGCGUCUGGAGUUUGUGCUGAUGCCUACAAAACGGCAGCCGAGUGAGGAUGAGACUACCACCCAGGGUGUGAGGGCCCCCGAGGCCUCCCUGAGCCUGUCUACCACAGCCGCCAAGCAAGCUGCCUGGAAUAGCCCCUCCCCUCUGCCCAUCCUAGAGGAGAAGCGGUGGCUUCAGCCUUGCUCCACGCACUCUGACAUUGUGCCCAUCAACAUCUCUGGGCAACAGUUUGAUAAACACGCAAGUUUGCGACACUCGUUGUUUAACACAGAGACAGCCGUGAACCCCAAAUCCACCCUGAGGCGGAGGCGGACCAUUAUUGGAUUCUCUAACUUUUCCCAGCGAGACCAAGGUCACGGCAACAGGCCGGCUGGCAGCGGGGCCCACACCGCCACCUCGGACAUCAGGCCCAGUCAUUCGGCCCCAGAAGGUGUGCAUGGAAGAGGGGCAGUUGGUCAGGAAGUUCAGUUCCCAAAUCUCACCUCCCCAGGACUGAGGAGUCCUUCUAGUGACCCAGAGGAACCGCUCCAAGUGCGCGGUGUCACCAAAGCCCCGGGCAUGGAGAGCAUAGGAAUCGUGUACAGCGUCCCCAGUUCUUGCAACGGGCCGACAGAAUCGACGUUCUCUGCUUCCUGGAAGGGAGAUACUUUUACCUACAUGGCUCCAAGUGCCGCCAGCCAGAGCAGUCGAGUGGGUGAAAAUGGAAGAGAUCCUUCCUCGGGCAACGCUUGGGUCCCUCUGCACGCGCUGCCGCCUCUAGUUCCUAAGGAGGCCGCUACCCUCCUUGUCACUCGUGAUAACCCUGCAGGAUGCAGUGGGUCAGCUGGCUACUCUGAGCGCCCUACUCAACGAAGGCAAGCAUCAGAGCGACCCUCCAAGAUUGGCCUCCUCACCAGUGGUACCUCAAGGCUGGAGACAGGCCCAGGGGGGUCCAGCAGGUUCCGGGAGCGGUCUCUGUCUGUGCCCACGGACUCGGGCACCGCGGAUGUGGACUACAAGGAGGAACAGAAGGCCAGUGAGGCCUGUGCCCUGCCUUACGCCAGUACGAGUUCUGAGGGCAGUAACAGUGCCGACAACAUCGCCUCCCUUAGCGCGCAACAGGAGGCCCAGCACAGGAGGCAGAGAUCCAAGAGUAUCUCGCUCCGGAAGGCCAAAAAGAAGCCGUCCCCACCCAUGCGCAGUGUCUCGCUGGUCAAAGAUGAGCAGGCCCUCUCGCCGGAAGGUGGGUCAGCACUGCCCAAGGACCAGAGGCCCAGGAGCCUCUGCCUCUCCUUGGAACACCAAGGACGUCCCUCAGCCCACCCCGAUGCUCAGGGUCACCCAGCUGUGCCAACCGUCAAAGAUCCGGAAGGUACACAACUCUCCCACCACUGGUAUCUGGCUGACUGGAAGUCCGGCGACACCUACCAGUCCUUGUCCAGCUCCAGCACUGCCACUGGCACCACGGUCAUCGAGUGCACCCAAGUUCAGGGCAGCUCAGAGUCUCUCGCCUCCCCUUGCACGUCCAGAGCCACGACGCCUUCCCAGCUCUCCAUCGAGGUGGAGGCCAGGGAAGUAUCCUCCCCAGGAAGGCCCACCGGGCUGAUGUCACCCUCCAGUGGAUACUCCAGCCAGUCGGAGACACCAACGCCCACCGUCUCCAUGUCCUUGACCCUGGGCCACCUGCCCCCUCCGAGUGGCGGCGUCCGGGUGCGUCCGGUGGUACCCGAGAGGAAGUCGUCGCUGCCCCCGACCUCGCCGAUGGAGAAACUUGCCAAGUCACGGCUGUCAUUUGACCUGCCGUUGACCUCUUCAGCCAACCUGGAUCUGUCCGGGAUGAGUAUCUCCAUCCGAAGCAAAACCAAGGUGAGCCGACAUCACUCAGAUACAAAUUUUGGGGCCAAGCUGGCCCAGAAAACGAGCCCCAACCAGCCCGUCAUGCCCAUGGUCACUCAGUCCGACCUCCGUUCCGUGCGCCUGAGGUCAGUCAGCAAGUCUGAGCCGGAAGAUGACAUCGAGAGCCCAGACUAUGCUGAGGACACAGGAGCGGACGUCUUCACCUUGCCAGAGAGAAAGACGAAACCCCCCAUAGCCGAGAAGCCCCCCGUGGCCCGAAGGCCUCCGAGCUUGGUCCCCAAGCCACCAUCCGUCCCCGAGGAGUACACACUCACCUCACCGACCUCGGCCAUGACCCCCAAGAGCUCAAUUCAACACACGCGGCCACUCCCUCAAGACAUCUACACGGUGGUGCGGAAACCAAAGCCCUCCAGCUUCCCCGAGGGCAGAAGCCCCGGGGAACCUCCAGCGCCCUCGUCUCUCGCUUUCACACCUUUUGCCAGUUCCUCUGGUGCUUUCUUCUCAGGAACACAGCAACCUCCCCAGGGCACCACGGAGGACGGGGGCCCCAAGGCGAGAGCCCUGCCUGAAAGAAUCAGCCUGCAGAGCCAGGAGGAAGCGGAGAGAAAGAAAGGCAAGAUCCCACCUCCCGUCCCCAAAAAGCCCAGCGUGCUGUACCUGCCUCUCACCUCACCCACGGCUCACAUGGAGGCGUACGGGGCCGAACCAAGGCUGCCUCUCAGCCCCAUCAUCACCCUGCAGGAAGAAGCCAAGGGUCCCCCCACCAGUGACCACCCACAGUCCCCUGGUACGAGGACGACUUCACCACUGCAGGCUGAAGGUGAAAGGGAGGCAAGUCCUCUAGGGAGCUCUGCAGAACCAAGCACUGAAGAAAAAAGUGUAAUCAGCGAUAAAACAGCCGAAUGGAUCGCCGAAGACGAUGAGGACGUGUUUGUGGCUUCUCGCACAACGGAAGAUUUGUUUACUGUGAUACACAGGUCCAAAAGAAAGCUGCUUGGCUGGAAAGAGCCUGGGGAGGCCUUUGCCAGCGGCGGCAGACCAAGCUCGCAUUCACCAGUAAAGAACCCAGCUGAUUCUCCAGUCGGUGAGUCAGCUACCCCUCCCGGGUCAAGCGGCGGUGCCAACCUAGAUGCUGGCAGAAACGAUGACUUCAAGGCCUUGCUACAGAAGAGGGGAAGCAAGGCAACUCCAAAGUCCCGCCCCUCAGCAGCCGAACUGCUGAAGACCACUAACCCACUGGCUCGGAGAAUUAUUGCACAAUUUUCAAAAGACUACGAAACCACCGAUAACCCCAGUACCUAAGGCCCGGGUUCAGCAAACAGGGUUUAGUCACCAGACUUGAGUAGACGAAGGGGAAGAGAAAGGGUUUUAAAAAGGAGUCGUGGAAAUAACAGAAGAGCCUACUUGUCCUUUCCAUUCAUUCACCCCCUGGACAGCAGGAGAGAGGCCACUUGACCUAGAACUGAAAUCAUCAGGCACUUUAAUCACCUUCGGACAUUUCGCAUUGUCAUACGUGUAACGAUCUUGCCAUUACUGACGACAGAUUUUCUCCUUCUUCCCCCCAGUGCUGUGCCCUGAGGAGAAAUCCGUCCCUGACUCCUGUCACCAAGGGGCACAGUGCGAGGGCCGACUGGGGCUGCCGAGACUGGGGGUUUUCCGAUUAUUCACUUUCCGGGCAAGGCCUUGAUGGCCCUGUGUAGAGAAGCAGAAAGACUCUGAGGCCUCUUCAAACCACAGUCUUGCUCUCCGAAGCCCCCCUCAGAGAGGUUUGCGGGUGUACGCUUAUUUCAGCAUGGGGUUGAUUGGCUGGCUUUUGUCAUGCAAAAUAUGAAUGUGACUCUGUCUUGAAAUUCAUGCCUUUUUCAGUUGGAUUGUCUACGCGGAGAACAGGGUGAUGAGUUCCGAUAAACAUGUAGACCCCCCUCCCCCUUUAGCUAGGAAAAGUCAGGACUGGGUUGCUUUGGAUGAACCAAGUUCAGCGAGCAAACGAGGCAGCCAUGCGUUCUCUCAGAUCUAGCCGAGGCAACUCGCACGCGCGCGUGCGCCGUGACAUUCUCCGAGGGUCUGUCCACAAUGAGAGCUAGGAUCGGUGCCCAGCUCAGGCUGCAUUCUAAGAACCCUCGUUUCACUUGCAUAUAACCUUCAUUACAGGAAGUAAUUAGCUGAAGGAACAGCAUCAUCAAAGGCUCAAGGAGGAGAGAAAGUAAGUGUAACUUGUCCACCUCCAUUCAGUUUAGAUUGUGGUUUGUGGUUGCUUUUGUUUGGGUUAAAGGAGGUCUUACUCUGUUCCCAAACCGAGAAUGUAUGGACUAAAAAAGGAUAUAUCCAAAACCUAAAAGGCUGCCUUGCAAGUUGCUGUGGCCCAUAACACACACACACACACAAAGGGCUAAUUUUUUUUUUUUUUUUUUUUUUUUUUGGCCAUUUAGGUUCCACCUUGUGACCAACUUUCAGUUAACUAUGCUGUGGGGGAGUGGAUGGUCUGGGGAAAAUAGGGUGCUGACAGAGCCCCAGAACAAUCCCCGUGACCCCCCUCCCACAAACACACAAGCUUAUAGGCACUAACUAUUCUUGUCAGUUCAAUUUUCUAAACAGGUCAAGAGCAGUGAUUCAUUUGAUUUUCGUAUGUCUGGUCGCUGGGAGGUUGGGGGGGAAAAACAGACGACGCAUUGAACAAAAACUGGCUGACCAGUCAUGGAGGGUUAAUUGUCCACGUUCCCAAGAAGGGAAAAGAAAAGUCAAAGGAAAUUGUAGCCUGCUUCCUGGACCCCUUCCUCCUUCACCACUGCCAUCCCCCCACCAACGGAUUCAUUGGCCAACCUCCUGGAGGCUGCAAAAACUGCCCCAGAGACAAGCAGUUCUUGAUUUUGAUAGGCCGCCUUGCUCACCAAUGAGAAGCAAGCUCUUAGCUCCACUGCCCACACUCUAGCAGGCAGAGCAGCUGAAAAGCUACCCUGAGAGCUGAGGAGACUUGGAAGCCGCUUAGAAGCCUUCAGCCUAGACCCUGGGUUGGUACAGUUCUGAAUUCCGGACUUCUGAGUACAGGCCGGCCUCACCAACUUCUGCGCGAUCCGCACUUGCCCCUGGUUUAGGCAGAGGCCACUUAAAAUAAUAAGCAGCGAGAACCCAGUUGCUUUCGAAAGCAUCCCAACUAUUUGGUUCGAAGGUCCUGAUCGAAUUUCAGGGGGUUUGCCUGACAUCAAAUAAGACUCAUUCCUGGCCUGAAUUUACAUACGAAUGCCACACUCGUCUGCCCCAGCCUCAGCAUUCCAAAAGACAAAUAUUUUCCUCCUUAGGGAAGUGAAGGGGUGUUUGUGCUUUGGCCUAACAAAAGUGAAAGGCUUCCAGGGCCUUCUCCUGGGGAAGCACUUUGAACAGCUCAACUCUGAAGCCGAAUACGAGACUCACAUAGUAUAGGAUUUGUUACUUCUGCUGAUUUUUCUGGAAGCUUCUCGUUUGCUACUUCUAGUGGGUUUCGCCUCUCCCCUCGCCUUGCUAUCUCUGGUGGUUUUCCCAAAAGGUUCUAAAGCUGAAUGACCGGACACCUUUAGGUUUUAACGUUUCCUUGAGUCUUGCUUUCCUCUAUGGUAGUCUGUAUACCUGGGAUUUUUAUAACGUCUUCUGCAUCAUUAUUAUGGCCCUGAAAUUCCCGGUGGUGUUUCUCAUUAGCACAAGAGGAUUUGGGGCAGUGAUUGUAUGGCCAGAGGGAACACCGAGGACUAGAAAUGUUCCUUUAAUAUUUUGCAGCAGGGGACCUAAUCCCAAACAAACAGCCAGACUGUAGAAUUUGUUAGUCAUUGAGGACCGUAAGACCAAACAUCUUUCCUGCUCUUAACACGCAACAUCUCUCACCCCUGUGAUUAUCAUAACACCAGCUCUCUCUCCCACCGAGGCACACAGCAUGGUGUUUGCUGCCUUGUACCCCUACUUGCUAAGGCUAGAGAAGACAGGCUGCAAGCCCCUCCAGGCAGGCUUUCAGAGAACCUCCUGCUGCCUCUGUUACUUGUGCAGAUAAUAAUGAUAACAGGUUUUGAAGGUGGAAAUCAGAAGGGGUUCAAGUGAAAUGAAGUUGGCCCCAGGAGGUCAGCUUCCAUUUGAAGUUGUUUCCAUCCUUCUGGUUUGCUCUCAUUCCAGCCAGUAGCAGCAGGUGGCUCUGCUAGGCUGACCUCAGUCUAGUCACAAGCAGAGAGAGUUGUCCCCAGGAUUGGUUAAUGGGUAGCUAAGAGUGCUUUGCUCUAGGUGGGUGUUGAUUACAUAUUUGUGGUUCAAAUGUUGAGGGGAGAGAGCAAGCCAUUCUUGGUACAACAGGAAGCCUCGUUGGUGCCUCCCCUCCUUUGCCUGCCUCAUCUCUCGCCUGGACCUCCCACCGGGCCCCAACUUGUCCCUCAGCCCCAACUCCCGUGACCUGCAUCCCUAGCCUCCCGCGCGUACCCUUUCAGGAGGCGGGACCACAGGCAGCGAAACAGUUCACCUUAGCCUAAUGACCACAAGUCGACCAGUUGGUCCGAGGGCAUUACUUCGAAUGUGCAAAGAUGGAGGAGAUUCUACAAGGCUGACAAUGCGCAUUUCACUGGACAUCCAUCUUAAUUAACUCUCUAGAUGACACGGAUCAGCUCAUGAUCCCGCUGUACCUGUCUGAGCAGAUGUGUCCAUGCACCUGCCCUCUUCCUCACAAACAAAUCAUCCCCUAAAAAAAGACGAGUUCAUGGCCAGGGCUCUGUUCCUCACCAGAGGAGUAGCCUUCCAUCCUCACCAAGUGUGUAAACACAGUAGAAAGCUUUCACUGUAAUCGGAUCUGCCAGGGCCAGGACCAGAGUGAGGUGAACGAGGCGCCCGCUCUCGGGGCCACCCCGUGCCUUACCCUCGGGCCAGCCCUGCUCUUUGCACUCUAUAAAUACCAGUUUAUCUUCUUCCCGAGCGCAAGUGUGGUUCCUCCAAUAACUCCCUAUCUGCCGUUGCACCAGAUAUCUUAUUACCAUCUCUUUUUCCACUGCUCUCAACCUUUGUAUGCCUAUACAUCAGAGAGCCUUCAAUAUGAUCAGAAGACAUGGUUGAUUUCCAAGCAACCUGCUCCGACUGGCAAGUCAGCCCCCAUUUCGGUAGGGAUGCAGACAGGGGCGGCCCUUCAGCAAGAUCGUGGAUAAGUUGGAGGCCUGCCACUGGGACCCUCUCUCUCCUCUUUCUGCUCCAUGUUCCCCAGACCUUGGUUCCCAGAACCAACCCUCCUGAGUGCCUCUUCGUUUGUUCUCCUCACUCAGAAAAACAUGCUCUCAGGAAAGAGAUGAAGUCCUUUACUUGGACAUUGUAAGGCUUAAUGCUACCUUUUUUGAGGGUCACUUGCAUUGUAACAGGGGAAAAGCCUUAAGCCAAAGGAAUUGAAGUUCUACUUGUAGAAUGUUAGGCACCGAUUAGUUGCCGAAGUGUAUUUUUCACCACGGAAUGGCUAAAUUCCCUGACCGCCAACUCCAGAAGACAGAAAAUGCUGUAGUCUCCCGGAAUUAUUUUAUCACAUUGCCGGUGGUUGGCUACAUAGGCCUGAUCCCCAGUGCUGUCCUCUUGGACAAGGGACCAAGGGACCACAUCUACCAAGAGACUCUCGGAAAUGGCUCCCGGAAGGCCGAGAUCCUCGCUAUUGUACAGUGACGUUUUUACACGAAUGGAAGUCAUACUAAUCAUUUUAGUAAAAGAACACAAGGCGUUAGGGUUUGUGAGACUGUGUCCUGUUCGUGAAAGGUGAAACUGUCCAAUCGAUGUCUGAUCAAUGUCGGUCACCCGGUGUUGGUGGUGAUUAUUAAAUUUCCCGGAGGUACAGCUUUACUGACCACAAGCCUCUGCUUCCCCUACCCUUAUUUAUGUUUUGUGCUAUCACUUGCGCUUGGUGUGAGAGAGACCAGAUCUCUGCCAGAGCACCCAGUCCCUCCGAAGCCUUUGCUUGUGUUUCAGCUUUAAGUCAUGAAGAUAUUAGGGAUCUAAGAGGACAGGAGAGUGGGAAAGAGGUACAAACAGCUGCCUCCGUCAAAGGGCAGCAAGAAUUGUAAUUUAAACAAUGACAUGAAAUAAAGUUCUAGAAUAUUCUGAAACAGACUUAUAUAGGGAUACAGUAGUAAAUGGUUAGCGACAAAUAUUUGAGGCGCUUUUAAUAAGUGUAACAAAAAUACUUUUGCAUAAGUAAUGGGUUGUGUGAAAUACGUAUAUAUGUUUGUUCAGCAAAGCCCAAAAUCGAGGCCAGUGGUUCUCAGAGUGUAAUCUCGGAACCAGCAGCAGCAGCCGCAGCCCUGGGAUAUGUAUGUGUGUGUGUGUGUGUGUGUGUGUGUGUGUUCCAGCGACGUUACUUCUUCAAGCCCCUGAAUCACUGUAGCCACGACUGUCCAAAUGGUUCCAGCCUUUCCCGUCGUUUCUUCUGUCCUUAGAGUGAUCGGUGUCUGGCCAAGUGAUGUAUAUUUUCGUGUUGGUCAGGUAUACAUUUGUCUGGUGUUAAGAAACAAUCAGAUUGAAUCAACGUACUUACUUAACCUGCAAAACCCUUGAUUUGACUUAGCCACGACAUCUGACCUGUUCAGAGGUUUAAAUUUUUUUUUUUUUUUUUGUAAUUCACGAAUAGGAAAAAGGAAGAAGUGUUCUGUUUGUUUGGUAUUGCCAACCCUUAAAUACCUAUCUUCACCGUGGUGGCUGCUCUCGACGAGGGCUCCGAUUUUAAGAUUUUGCCUACAUAGUGGAAUUUGAUAUCAACAAAUCCACCAACAAAAUCUGAACUGGAACAGCCAGUUAACCCCUCUCAGCUUCUCCUUAAUGCCAAGCUUUAUAGGAACUUAUUCCUCAUGUGGUGUUCAGCUUUUUUUUUUAUGUCCAGUUUUAUAAGAUGUUAUGCAUGCGGACGCAGCAUUGUGCUCAUUGUAUAAGUCACACUGAACUCAUUUCUUCCUCCGUAUGUAUGAUGGUGAUGAAAUACCAGUCUGUAUGUCCUGACUUCUCCCAAUCAACUGUAAAUGACAAAUCUUUUCAUUAAUUUUUAAAUGAGAUAUAUUAACUCUG